Molecule: messenger RNA, 4868 nt
Organism: Cydia pomonella (codling moth)
Lineage: Eukaryota; Metazoa; Arthropoda; Insecta; Lepidoptera; Tortricidae
Product: sodium/bile acid cotransporter 7-like
Exons: 6
Coding region: 363-1355 (330 amino acids)
Source: RefSeq, a predicted model, not a curated record
UUAUUUGAAGCAUAAUAAAGUGGGAUAAUGUAUUUACUUAUAAAAGACCUAUGCAACUGUAGCAAUAACGAAACGCCUUAUCUUUUCUGAAAUGUCAAAUGUAUGACGUCACAUGCGGCAAUGCAGAUGCGCGGAUUUUUGAAAACAUGACCUCGUUUCAAUUGAUUUUCUCCACAAUGAGCUUAAAAAUGCUAACCGGCCGGCUCCGGGCUCACUGCUGUUCAUAUCUUAUUCACAAACCUGCAUAAUCACGCCGCCUCUUCUGUUAAACUAGUAUCAGUGCGCUUCGAACCGUCUUUCAAAAAGCUGCCCACUUGCGCUGAAAAAUCCACUUGCCUUGCUGCUCACCUGUGUUUUUAUUGAUGAUGAAGAGUGUAACAGUGUCUACGGAGUAUUCUUACAACGAGGAGAGGCGGUAUACGACAGCAGACAAUCCGUAUAAUAUAGAUUUAUGGAAGGAAAUGCGAAAACGUUGGCUGGUGUUCGGGGUGUUGGGGGCCAUCGCGCUUGCGGUGAUCUCGCCGCGUCUCGGCGCGUCCGGAGGCCCCUUGCACGCGGAGUACCUCUGUUGGGUACCAUCUUCUGUAAUCUUUUUCGGGGCGGGCGCGCGGCUGCGGCGCCCUAGGGCUCCGGCUAAGGCGCUGCGGCUGGCGGCGGCGACAGCUUUACAUGCUCACGUCGCGGCACCAGCGUUGGCUGUCUGUGCUGUCACUGUAUUCAGUGCGGCGCUGCAUGGACCUGUUAUCAAUGGCGCGCUUCUAUCAUCGGUGGGGUCUGGUUGUUCGUGGCUGUCGCUGGCCCUGGCGCCGCGCGCCGCCCUGCCGGCCGCCGCCAGCUACACGGCUUCCCUCCUCGCUACGCCACUGAGUGCCUUGUUGCUAUGUGGCCGCACCAGCAUCCCCCCACUAAGCGAAGUGCUCUCCACAACCAUGCGUACACUUAUCCCGUUCACCUUCGGCUGCGCCACGACGCCGAUACGCCAAGAGUUCGCAGUCCGACUAGCCGCACUGGCCUUAGUGUACGCGGAGUGCUGUGAGAGACUGAACGCUGCCGAGGGCGGAUUGCUAGCUGGGGAUGUUUUGGCUACGCUACUAGUGGAGGUGUGCUGGCUGGCGCUGAGCGCCGGCGCCUGCGCGGCCUACGCGCGCUGGUGGGGCGCGGCCGGCGCCCGGCUCAUCGCGCUCGUCGCCGUGCCCAAAGCACUGGACCAAGGCUGGGGCGCGGCGGCGGCGUGCCGGCUGCCCGCGCUGGCGCGCCUGCCGGCCGCGCUGGCCGCGCCCGCGCAGGCGCUGCUGCUCGCCGCGCUGCACGCGCACGGGGACGACUGCGACGAUCACGACGACCUACCGUUUUGAUUUCCUUUGUGUUUGUCUGUAAACUGCACUUCAAUAGAAAUUGCAAAUAAUGUAAACGAAUAUGACACAUUUUUGUUCGCAUUUGACAUAUAACCACAUAAUAAAUAAUAGUACUACCGUACAGAAAUGACACUUCCUACAAAACCGAAGUUUGACAGUGAUUCAGGGACGAAUCAUGCCGUUCCUUUCUAAUGUAUGGCAUUAUCCCUUUAGGGUUGUCAAAAUUCAAGUCAUUAUCUUAUCUGUGGUCGUCCACGUAUAGGGACGUCAAGUGGUGCCAACUCUAACAAGUGCUCGGAGGAAUGCUGAGCCGAGAAGGGCCGAAAGAAGGAGUGUAGCGACACUGAUAUAACCUUACGAAGGUUGUUUUCACUGAAAUAUUAAUAAUCAACAUUAUAUUUUAACAAAAAAUAUAUUUAAAUAUAUUCACUAUUGAUAAGGCCAUGGUUGUCCUUGAAAAGUACGAGAUUACGAAGUAAUGAAGUAAAUUGAUUUGUUUACGUUAUUUGCAAUUUCUAUUGAACUUAACAUUAGUAGUGAAGAGUCGACCUAAAGUCGAUUUUGGAUUCGCAUGUUCGGAGUUAUUUACCUAGUUACUUGAAUUUACUUUGAGCCUACCGUUUUAAACUUACACAGUACAUAUUUAGGGUUGUCAUUCAAUGGGGUAAGUAGACGCAAAGAUAAUUUGAAAUCAAAUUAAUUUUUUUUUUUUUGAUUUUUAAAGAAAACUUUGUAGCCACAGUAAAUUUACUGCCAUCUUUCGACACAUGAUUAAAACUUUUAGAACGCUAUUUGACUUCGAUCCUUAUUAUUUCACUGAUAUGUGUUAAAUAUCAAAAACUGGCCUUAUCGGGCAUCGGCUAAAAGUUGUGGCGCCAUCGCUCGAAACGAUGACGCCACCAUACCUUUAGCCUUUGAUUUAUUAGAUGGCGCCACUUUUUGAUAUUUAACAAAUUUAACUCGUAUCAGUAAAGGUAUAAGGAUCAAAUUCAAAUAGCGUUCUAAAACUUUGAUCAUGUGUCGAAAGAUGGCAGUAAAACUGUGGCUACAAAGUUUUCAUUGAUAAUCCACCUAUAUUUCAAAUUAUCUUUGGUAGAUGUUACAAAAUAUAAACAUUAAAGUGUAUUCGGGUAAUUCGGAGAAGUUCGUGAUGUCGGGUAGUUUCUAAAAAUGGAUAUUCCGAAUUAGCCGACAUUUUGAAGUGAGUAGUCGGUAUCACACGAAAAUACCUAUUACGCGUUUGCAUCGAGACCAACUGUAGGUUGUGAAGUUAAUAAUACCAGAGUUUUACUAGAUACCUCAAUAUUGUUUUACGAAUAUUAUAAAUAUGUAUAGUAUGUGAUUUGAAUACAAUUAUUUAGAAUAGAUCUAUUUGAAAGUACCAAGUCAAGUGACUACCCACUGCGGCGUAUAUAAUGGUGCUGCCACACAACAUCAUUGGGUAAGUAGGUUCAUAUUCUGUAAUAUUAUAAUAUGUAGAUCAGAUCAGAUAUUAACACAGGAGAAGUGUCUCAAAUGAACUUUUUUUUAUAUUUAUAAACAGAGCCUUGAGCCUCAGUAGGCGUCAGACUUUCAAAAAACACUGUGUGAUGAUUGAUCACGAAUAUAAUGUCUCUUUCUAGCAAUUUAGGACCAAUUUUUAGCAAUUUUGGGGCCUUAGCCAUAGCCUUUAGUAGACUAGGGUUUUGAGCUCAAUUCCGUAGCUAGUACGAUUUAAAAUCGUUCGGAACUAUGAAUAGGUAGCUUGAACGACUAAAUUAAUGCUCAUUUACCUGAAUUUUAAUGUAGAUAAAUAAUGAUUAAUUAACGUAGGUUCAUACCAUCGCCCACACUGUUAACUGUCCAUCGGUGGACCUUAUUACAAAAGGCAUAAGGUUCACCGAUGAACAGUUAAGAGUGUGGCUGUUUGUAACAAAGAUUUUAAAUCAAAUUUGAAAGUUUUUCGUCAAGUAGCUCAAAAUGACUACCUAAAUUUGGCAUUUCCAUGCGAUAUUCAGUUUUUUGUGAUAAUAUAUUGCGUGGAUAUUGACAUUAUAACAUUUGAUUUUAUUAAAUAAAUCAUUAAUUAAGGAGUUUUUUAAGUGAUUAAUGCAACGAAAAGUUUGUUAAGAAAACGGAAAUAACAAAAUAACAGAAUUAAAUAACUAACAUAAAACUUAGAACCUAAAUCUAACUACUAAAAACUAUCCUCCUGCGGCUUGGUGCAUUUCCUCGCUGUAUCGCAAUAUCAAUCAUUCAUUUAUUUCUUUGAAUGGGGUACAAGAGUAAGAUAUAAUAAAACAAUUGUUGUUCAGCACAUCCUGCCUGAAUAGGCAUAGAAAUAAUGAGUAUUACCCAAAACUGCAUGCAGGUAAUAAUACUAAUUAUUUGUGCGAGGAAGCUUUUAUUAAAUCAUAAUAUAAACUAGCCCUUUGAACGCUACGCCUGUCGUGCGCGGCACGUCAUCAUGAACCUUCUUGCAAUGCACGAAGAUAGAUAUUGGGCUGUAGCCGCACGCGUCAGUUGACGUCUUUGGCAGUCAAAGGGUUAAACAGGUACAUGCAUUUGAUUAUUUAUCUGUUAUUUCUGAACCCGUUUCGGAAGGCACCCUGGAUUAAAAACGAAUCUUCUUAAGAUAUCUAAAACGACCUUCCAGAUAAAUAUCUUGGUUGUGGUAUAUAGGUACUAGGCUCCGCCCGCGAAUUCGUCCGUGUCAUCGUUAAACAUUUCAACCACAUUCUCAUCCCCGUAUAGGUUGAAUUUCAUAAAAGGUUUCUCGAGUUGUUUUCAUAUUAAAAAGAUUUGUUUUUUAUGGUUAAGGCUGUAGUAUUAGAGAUGGGCCGAAUAUGGAGUUUACCGAACCGAAUAAAAAAAAAUUGGCCGAAUUAUUCGGUUCAUCUUUAUCGUUCUAAUAACUAUUUGAAAACGUUUCAAUUACAUUAGAGAUGUAUUUACUUCUUAGGUAUUUAUAUCCCUCAAAACAAAUUGGUCAAAGGGCUAGCUUGCAAGAAUAAUUCUCCACUCUCUAAAUAAUCGAAACAUGCUAUGGAUUCAACAUGUCUCAUCAUAUUAUGUUUUUAUUUAUUUUUUUUUUAUUUACUAGGUGUUUAUUUACAAUAACAAUAUACAUAAUGGAUAUAUACAGAGAAUAAGUUAAACUUAAAUCCAAAAUAGGCCCUUGAGGCAUUGUACCAACCAAGGAUGCUGGCGGCAUUUCCUAGUUGUAUCGCAAUACUGAUACGUUCGUUGUGUUUUAAUUUAAUGAUUGUGGGAAAAUGUAACCUGAUGAAAGAGAGUACUUGAACAGUUCUGGAUGAACACAUGUUUAGUGUUGCAGCAAGACAAAUAUAAUCAAAAUAUUCGCCGAAUAUUCGGCACCUUUAACCGAAUUAUUCGGCCGAAUACGAACAUUGGAAAACUUGCCGAAUACCGAAUAAUUACCGAAUAUUCGGCCCAUCUCUAGUUUAUACAUUUAGAUUAUGUCGAUCUCUGAUAUUUGGUAUGAAAUAAAAUAAAACCAAAUGAUUAUCGAAA